This is a messenger RNA of Tachyglossus aculeatus (Australian echidna), 1328 nucleotides long. It is a transcript of the gene PPME1, whose product is annotated as protein phosphatase methylesterase 1. Gene Ontology annotation, molecular function: protein methylesterase activity. Gene Ontology annotation, biological process: protein demethylation. The record is from RefSeq and is a predicted model, not a curated record. NCBI's taxonomy places the organism in Eukaryota, Metazoa, Chordata, Mammalia, Monotremata, Tachyglossidae. The coding region runs from base 89 to 1240 and encodes 383 amino acids. The transcript has 14 exons.
AGUCCGUCCGUCCCCGGGGUGGGGGGCUCCGCCGUCCCCGCCGUCCCCGUGGCCGCCGCCGCCGUCCCCGCCGUCCCCCCCGCGGGCCAUGGAGAAGACGAUGCACUUGGGCCGGCUGCCCUCCCGGCCCCCUCUGCCCGGGGGCGGCGCCGGACAGUCCGGGGCCAAGAUGCGGAUGGGCCCUGGAAGAAAGAGGGAUUUUUCCCCGGUCCCCUGGAGCCAGUACUUUGAAUCCAUGGAAGACGUUGUGGUUGAGAAUGAAACGGGUAAAGAUACUUUUCGAAUUUACAAGAGUGGUUCCGAGGGCCCCGUCUUGCUGCUGCUGCACGGGGGAGGCCAUUCUGCUCUCUCCUGGGCCGUUUUCACUGUUGCCAUCAUCAGCAGGAUUCAGUGUAGGAUUGUAGCCUUGGAUCUGAGGAGUCAUGGUGAAACGAAAGUCAAGAACACCGAAGACCUGUCUGCGGAGACGAUGGCCAAGGAUAUUGGGAAUGUGGUUGAAGCUCUGUAUGGGGAUCUGCCUCCUCCAAUCAUGCUGAUCGGGCACAGCAUGGGUGGGGCUAUUGCAGUCCACACCGCAGCCUCCAACCUGGUUCCGAGCUUACUGGGGCUCUGCAUGAUUGACGUGGUGGAAGGCACAGCCAUGGAUGCGCUCAACAGUAUGCAGAAUUUCUUACGUGGCCGCCCGAAGACCUUCAAGUCACUGGAGAAUGCAAUAGAGUGGAGUGUGAAGAGUGGUCAGAUAAGAAAUCUGGAAUCUGCGCGAGUUUCUAUGGUUGGCCAAGUAAAGCAGUGUGAGGGAACGACUAGUCCAGAAGUCUCUAAAGCCAUAGAAGAAGGGAUCAUAGAGGAGGAGGAGGAAGAUGACGAGGGGGGCGAGUCUGUCAACAAAAGGAAGAAGGAAGAUGAUACUGAGACCAAGAAAGACCACCCAUAUACUUGGAGAAUCGAGCUCGCCAAAACCGAAAAGUACUGGGAUGGCUGGUUCCGGGGCCUGUCCAACCUCUUCCUUAGUUGCCCGAGUCCCAAAUUGCUGCUUCUGGCAGGUGUGGAUAGGCUGGAUAAAGACCUAACCAUUGGGCAGAUGCAAGGAAAAUUCCAGAUGCAGGUACUCCCUCAGUGUGGCCAUGCAGUGCACGAAGAUGCUCCAGACAAAGUAGCUGAAGCCAUCGCCACUUUUUUGAUCCGUCACAGGUUUGCCGAGCCAAUUGGAGGAUUCCAAUGCGUGUUCCCGGCUUGCUAGGGUUCCGGCACUCUUCAGCCCCCACUUCCUCUGUAAAUAAAGUGCAUCGGAGGGAGGCCCGCGUGGCCCGUCCGUGACCAUUCCUCUC